This is a messenger RNA of Trypanosoma cruzi, 753 nucleotides long. Its product is annotated as mucin-associated surface protein (MASP), putative. The transcript has a single exon. The record is from RefSeq and is a predicted model, not a curated record. The coding region runs from base 1 to 753 and encodes 250 amino acids. NCBI's taxonomy places the organism in Eukaryota, Euglenozoa, Kinetoplastea, Trypanosomatida, Trypanosomatidae.
AUGGCGAUGAUGAUGACUGGCCGUGUGCUGCUGGUGUGUGCCCUCUGCGUGCUGUGGUGCGGUGUCUGCGGUGGUGAACGAGCUGAAACAACUCCAGCUUCUCCGGGUAAUACGUCCGGCAAGAACCCUCAAAGCAAAGGAGAGACCGUCGUUGGCGCUGGAGGAGGUGAACAAAACGUUCAACAGACAGCGCCACAAGCACCAGCAUCAAAGGCGUCAGGAUUACCGGCAGCGGAAGCGGAUGCGGUACCGAGCCCGUCACCGGCACCACAACCCGGAGGAGAAGCAUCAGUAACGGCAAGUGCAACGAUUGAAAAAAAGGAUCAAAAUAAAGAAGAUAAAAAGAAUGAAGAAAAAAAGGAGGAAGUGGAAGAGGAGGAGGAGAGAAAAAAAGAAGAAGAGAGAGAACCUGUUACCGGCACCACGGAGGGGAUCUCAGCAGCCGGUCAAGAGCAGCCAAUUGUAUCUUCUGGUGCGGAGGGAUCAUCGAAGAUAACAAAUCCCAACAGCACACCAACAACUGGAGACGAUGAUCCAGCAGCUGAUGCUGCAGGGGUAGCAGAAGGAAAACAAAAUGAAAAUAAAGAAUCCAAUGCGAAAGAAACACCAGUGACGGCCACAGCCAUGAAAACUACAACGGCGACGACUGGCGACAGUGACGGCAGCACCGCGGUCUCCCACACCACCUCCCCUCUUUUGCUUCUUCUUCUUGUUGUUGCUUGUGCGGCUGCUGCUGCGGUGGUGGCCGCGUGA